This is a messenger RNA of Chrysochloris asiatica (Cape golden mole), 1473 nucleotides long. RefSeq names its product cytochrome P450 2C25-like. Lineage: Eukaryota; Metazoa; Chordata; Mammalia; Afrosoricida; Chrysochloridae. The transcript has 9 exons. Bases 1 to 1473 code for a protein of 490 amino acids. Gene Ontology annotation, molecular function: iron ion binding; heme binding; oxidoreductase activity, acting on paired donors, with incorporation or reduction of molecular oxygen, reduced flavin or flavoprotein as one donor, and incorporation of one atom of oxygen. The record is from RefSeq and is a predicted model, not a curated record. Gene Ontology annotation, biological process: xenobiotic metabolic process. Gene Ontology annotation, cellular component: cytoplasm; intracellular membrane-bounded organelle.
AUGGAUCUAGUCGUGGUCCUGGUGCUCUGUGCUUCCUGCUUGCUUCUCUUUUCACUCUGGAGACAGAGCUAUGGAAAAGGAAAUCUCCCACCUGGUCCCACUCCUCUCCCAAUUAUUGGAAAUAUUCUACAGUUAGAUAUGACGAACCUCAGCCAAUCUUUACGCCAUUUCUCAAAAACCUACGGCCCAGUGUUCACUCUGUAUUUUGGCAUGAAGCCCACAGUGAUAUUGUAUGGGUAUGAAGCAGUGAAGGAAGCUCUGAUUGAUCGUGGAGAAGAGUUUUCUGGGAGAGGCCAUUUCCCAGUGGCUGAAAAAGCUAAUAAAGUACAAGGAGUCCUUUUCAGCAAUGGACAGACUUGGAAGGAUAUCCGGCGCUUCUCCCUCAUGACCCUGCGGAAUUUCGGGAUGGGAAAGAGAAGCAUUGAGGAACGCGUUCAGGAGGAAGCCAGCUCCCUAGUGGAGGAGCUGAGAAAAACCAAAGGUGCACCUUGUGAUCCUACUUUCAUCCUGGCCUGUGCCCCCUGCAAUGUAAUCUGCUCCAUUGUUUUCCAGAAUCGUUUUGAUUAUACAGACAAGGAAUUUCUUAACUUGAUGGAUAGAUUCAAUGAAAAUAUGAAGAUUCUGAGUUCCCCAUGGAUUCGGAUUUGCAAUUCUUUUCCUGUGCUUCUUGAUUAUUUCCCAGGAAGUCAUAACAAACUACUUAGUAAUGUUGCUGCUUUAGAAAAUUAUGUUUUGGAGAAAAUAAAGGAACACCAAGAAUCCCUGGACAUUAAUAAUCCUCGGGACUUCAUUGAUUGCUUCUUGACCAAAAUGGAAGAGGAAAAACACAACAAGGAGUGUGAGUUUACUAUUAGCAGUUUGAUAACCACAGUGCAUGACCUGUUUGGAGCUGGGACAGAGACCACCAGUACCACCCUGAGAUACGGCCUCCUACUUCUGAUGAAGCACCCCGAGGUCACAGCUAAAGUCCAGGAAGAGAUCAACAAUGUCAUUGGCAGACACCGGAGCCCCUGCAUGAAGGACAGGAGUAACAUGCCCUACAUGGAUGCUGUGGUGCACGAGAUCCAGAGAUUCAUUGACCUCAUCCCCUUGAGCCUGCCCCACGCAGUGACCCGUCACAUUAAAUUCAGAAAUUACCUCAUCCCCAAGGGCACUACAGUAUUACCGUCACUGACUUCAGUGCUUCACAAUGGCAAAGAAUUUCACAACCCAGAGAAAUUUGAUCCCAGCCAUUUUCUGGAUGAGAAGGGCAACUUUAAGAAGAGUGAUUACUUCAUGCCUUUCUCAGCAGGAAAACGAAUUUGUGUGGGAGAAGGUCUGGCCCGCAUGGAGCUGUUUUUGUUCCUGACCACCAUUUUACAGAAAUUUAACCUAAAGCCUGUGAUUGACCUGAAGGAUAUAGAUGUCACCCCAGUGGCCAAUGGGUUUGCAUCUUUGCCACCCUAUUUCCAACUCUGCUUCAGUCCUAUCUGA